AUGCCCAACAUUCGUACUUCUUUGAGCUUUUGCACGUGGUAUCAAGCUGCCUCUCAAAUUUCAGCUUACAGCAUGAAUACCUCUUGCUUGAGAGCCAUCCGCAAAUGGUACGCCUCAAAGAAGAGCGCCAAAAGGUUUCGCGACCGUGGUGCUAAUGAAUACUUAUCAUAUGAGAAGUCGAUUCCAGAGGACGAACGGCAACAAUCACCAGAGCAAGUUCAGGAAGAGGUCAGGAUGCCGGAUACUCGCGAGGUGGAACCUUCAAGAGUUCAGACUCGGAGUAAGAGUGCCACUGGAAAACGGGCGCUGGGGCCGGUUGAAGAAGCCAAGUAUGACAAAAGAGCUCGUCGGAAGUUAGCGCUCGAGCCCCCUGCUUCUAAACUUAUGUCGGACGCUCAGAAAGCAUGGCAUACCGAAGAAGAAGAACGAGAAUCAACUGCUAUGGAACUCUUGCCUCGGCCUGGUCUCCCCAACGUUGGUCCGGCUUUAAGAGGCCCUGCCUCUUCUGCACAUUCAUUGAAUGAAGAAGAACGUGGAGAUGAAUCAUUUGCAGGGGGUAUGGAGUUUGCCCCUGAAGACACGCUUCAUGAUUCUGCCUCCACUGCCCCUCGUGGUGAAGAAGAUAUACCUCCUGUCCAAGAACCUACUGUGACUGCCCAGCAAGAUCCAAUAGCGGACAAGUCUCCUUCUGCUUCUGUGUUACUACCCCCUGUAGGAGGUACGCAGCCAAGCCCUACGACUGGAGUUAUAUCAAAACCUACUAUCACCGAGGAUCCACCGGCAUUUCCUUCCGUAGACGAAGAUGAGACUAUAGACCAUAGCGAUGGUGCGGACGCCACAGAUGAUGAUGGAGACCAGAGUGGGAACAAUGACAACCUGGGUGAUGACAGCGAUGAUCCCGAUGACUGGGAUAUUCCACCACCAUCGUCUUCCGACAAGGUGUCAGCCUACAUUCCUCUACCUCUCACUGCCUCUACAGAAGUGGUAGACAUGCCAAGGUCAUCUAACAUGGGGGAACUGAUGGCUCUGCAAUCAAGUCCCUCUCAACUGGAUAUCGGCGUUCCUUCUCAAGCCACUACACCGAAGUCACCUGCUGGUCUUUUACUUGGCUCUGUGUCUUCAGAAGUUUCUGUGCCGUCUCCCAUUGCUGUUUCGAGUCCCACGGACGUGCCAGAUUUUCUUAAGAUUUCUCUUGACUAUUUAGAAAGUCUCACUAGGAAGAUUGCAUCUACAUUCGAGGAUAUUCGGGCCGAAGAAGUUAGUAAGUAUGAAGUCGCUCGACGUCACAUAGCAGGGCAAGAGGUCGAGGUGGAGCAUCUGCAGCAACUGCAUGCUCAAAAGCAAGCUGAGCUAACACUAUCCAACACUUCUUUGGAGAAUUUACGGGAGAAGAUCAUUACCGCUGAAACAGAGUUGACUAGGAUGAAGGCUCAAUUCAAGCGAGAAGAAGCCAUCGUCACUGAGCUCAACGUCAAAAGUGCUACCUCUCUGGUGAAUUAUCGCAAAAAGGCUAGUGCUCUGGACGAGGCUAAGAAGGAGGUAGAUGCUAUGCUGUCUAGUGAGGACGAGCUUAGGAAACGGGCCGAGAUGCUGGUUCGGGCUGACCAUGAAGGAAAACUUUCUGAUAUUAAGUCUCAGCUAGCCUCAUUCAGUCUGAUGAAUUGA
This is a messenger RNA of Asparagus officinalis (garden asparagus), 1665 nucleotides long. Its product is annotated as nucleolin-like. The record is from RefSeq and is a predicted model, not a curated record. The transcript is spliced from 3 exons. NCBI's taxonomy places the organism in Eukaryota, Viridiplantae, Streptophyta, Magnoliopsida, Asparagales, Asparagaceae. The coding region runs from base 1 to 1665 and encodes 554 amino acids.